AUGGCCUUGCCAAGUGAAUCCGAGGCGGAGGACGAUGUUACCAGUCACAACUCGCGGCCCAAGAAGAAUGGGCAAGCGCAGGUGAAGAAGCGGGUUCGUAUCGAAGAAGAGUACCGUGAUGAGACCGGGGCGAGAAGUGGCAGCGACGAUGAGAACCUUUCUAGUGAGAACGAAAUAAGCGUCAGUAGGCGAUCGCGACGCAGCAAGAAGCCUGCAAACAAAAACUUACAAGGUGCCAACGGUGGGUAUGCUUGGGAAGAAGACAUUCAGCGAAGCUGGGACCUUGUAAAAGUGGACGAUGAGGGCAGUAUGGCCACGCUGGUGGCCAGUCUGAUCGAGGCGCGGAAAAAAAGAGCUGCAGCCAAAAAUAUGACUCCUUUCCAACGUGGAAUCAUCAGAACCAUGAUCCUGGUCCUCGAUUGCAGUGAGGCGAUGCUGGAGAAGGACCUUCGACCCAACCGGUAUGCCAUGACGAUCCAGUACGCCAUAGAUUUCGUGCAUGAGUUCUUUGAUCAAAAUCCUAUUUCGCAAUUGGGUAUAGUGUGCAUGAGAAGCGAUCUUGCACAUCUCGUGAGCCAGGUGAGCGGGAACCCGCAAGACCACAUCGAUGCUCUCAAAGUCAUGCGUAAACAGGAACCCAAGAGCAACAGCUCGCUUCAAAAUGCGCUUGAAAUGGCGCGUGGCCUGCUGUUGCAUGUCCCACCGCAUUGCACUCGCGAGGUGCUCAUUGUCUUUGGCGCACUCUCCAGUACCGACCCUGGUGACAUCCAUCAGACAAUGGCCUCACUUGUACAAGAGAAAAUAAGAGUACGUGUUAUCGGCCUUUCCGCACAAGUAUCGAUCUGCAAAGAGCUUUGCAAACAGACGAACUACGGUGACACUUCUUUUUACGGUGUCAUUUUGAAUGAAGCGCAUUUCAAGGACCUUUUCGAUAGUGCCGUUACACCUUUACCUGUCAAUAAAAUCAACAAAGGUUUUACGCUCGUGAAAAUGGGAUUCCCGACUCGGGUUCUCGAGGACACGCCUUCAUUCUGCACUUGUCAUUCCAAGCUGGUUUUCGAGGGUUACAUAUGUCCUAAUUGCAAAAGCAAAGUUUGCUCGCUCCCCACUGUGUGUCCUUGCUGUGACCUAAUGCUCAUCCUCUCCACUCAUCUUGCAAGAUCCUACCACCAUUUAAUGCCCUUGAAAACAUUUCAAGAAGUGCCCAUCUCAGAAACGUUUUCUUCAGAAAGCUGUUUUGCUUGUUUGAAAAGGUUUCCCAGGCUCAAAAAUCACAAGACACACGAGCUCUUGACCAGCUCUCGAUACCGAUGCGAAGAUUGCCGUCGAGAUUUUUGCAUAGACUGUGACAUUUACAUCCACGAGACACUUCAUAACUGUCCAGGCUGUGAGUCGCGGCCUCACAUCUGA
Messenger RNA from Lachancea mirantina, 1410 nucleotides. Lineage: Eukaryota; Fungi; Ascomycota; Saccharomycetes; Saccharomycetales; Saccharomycetaceae. The record is from the annotation of a GenBank genome assembly.